This is a messenger RNA of Ruditapes philippinarum (Manila clam), 3213 nucleotides long. RefSeq names its product adapter molecule Crk-like. Bases 301 to 1734 code for a protein of 477 amino acids. Gene Ontology annotation, molecular function: protein binding. Lineage: Eukaryota; Metazoa; Mollusca; Bivalvia; Venerida; Veneridae. The record is from RefSeq and is a predicted model, not a curated record. The transcript has 10 exons.
AGUUCAUUUUAUCCCUAAUUGCAAUACGGUUUUACACAAUUGUUUAUGUUUGCAUGUCGACUUAAAAGAUUCAUAUCUCACAAUUAGUGAGCAGCAAACAAGCUAGCUGGAUAAUACGUAAACAUUAUGUUAUCUUCCGGUUGAUUUUUUAUUGAUUGUGAAGUAAUUUUCGGUACAAUGUUUUAGAAUGGAUAGAUGCUGCGUUUUGUUUUAGAUGUUUCUUGUUUACAUUGAAAUAUUUAGGAAUGAUAAACUGUAAAGUUCAGUCUUAAAUUUUGACAAAAUAAAGUGAAAUCAACCAUGUAUGAACCCUGUGACAAUGAGAGAUAUUUGCGGUACCUGCUGCUACUAGGUGAAGCUGGGACGCUAGUACUGCGGGCUAUCGUGCUCAGAGAGGUUGGAAAAAGACGCCAACUCUUAGAUGUAAUUCUUUCAAACAAUAGAACACUUCUUACUGAUAAAAUAAAAACCCCGCACGAAUAUAGACGAGUUUAUCCGAAUACCUCUUCGGUAAAUGCCGACAUUUCCACGUGGGACAUCUCCACUUGUGCCAUGGUGAUAAAAGAGUUGUUUGGAAAGAUGUUAACACAUGAAGAGUCCUUCUUGAUUAAUGAGAUCCAAGCUCUAAGAGAGAAUGUCCCAGGUCAAGACUCACAACGAAUGACUAUUGAAGAAGAAGAAUAUCGUAGAAAACGGCUCAAACUUUCUGACACGCUUUUCAACCUGGCUGCCAAGACAGAUUUCAAUACACAUUAUUUGUGUUUAGAGGUGAUAUCAAAGUCCGGAGCGGCGUCAUACAGUACGGAGACGUUGCUACAGAAAUUGUCCGAACUUCACGAGUUUCCAAGUGAUAUGAUAGAGAAUUUACACCGAGAAGUUGAAGUGGUGUCUGAAGAAGAAGAUCACGCCAAUCACAAUCGCAGAUAUAUCAGAGAGAGAUCAUUCAGUGUGUCGUAUCGUAAACUCGGAGAAAAAUUGACAAAUUUACAUACACAGAGUUGGUAUUUUGGACCUUUGACAAGAGAUGAGACAAUGGAAAUAUUUAAAAAUGUCGAAACUGAUGGCGUGUUUCUUGUCCGGGAUUGUUUGUCGAAUUCUGGGAGCUACGUUCUUUGUGUUCAAGAGGGUGGCACGUUAAGCAACUAUCUGAUCAGACUUGUUGAGGAUGAAGACGGUAUAAAGUACCAUAUCGGAGAGAAACCAUUUCAGGACGUUCCAAGCAUAAUAGAAUUCUACUCAUCACAUUAUUUGGAUAAAACGCCUCUCAUAGACGCGGCUCCAAGGCAGAAAGUUGUAACGACGUCAGAUUUUCAAGGCGCUAAUGAGAAUGAUCUACCGUUUAUAAAAGGUGAAAUUCUAGAAAUUAUAUCAAAGGGAGAGGACAGAUGGUGGUAUGCUAAAAAUGCCGAGGGUAGAAUAGGAAUUGUACCUGUUCCUUUUAUCACAUCUUUAAAAGAAGACAAAUCUGCGAAAAAGGAAUGCGGAGCGGAAAGGACGCAAAAACCACAGAAAGAUGAAUCAUCUUCUCCACUGGUACCUAAGAGAUUACCAGCAAAGGCAGUUGUUACAAAAGCGAGGAUUUCGAAUCCAUAUGACAAAUCUCAACUGACUCUUCAUGAAGGGGACAUUGUACUUGUAACAGACAUGUUUGCAAAUGGACAAUGGCGUGGAGAAUGUAACGGUGAUAUUGGAGUGUUUCCGUACAGAUAUGUGAAAUUUCUGGAUGAAGUCUGAACAGUCAAUACAUGAAGGGACUACAGACUGUAUCAAAUUAACGAAUAAACUACCAGAGAAUUAUUGGAGAUAAGUGACGUUUUAGACAACACUUGAAUUGUCAGUACGUACGAAUUAAACCAUAAUUAUAUAAGCGACAUUGAGAAGGGAUAAUGUUACUCUCAGUUACAAAAAAUAAAGAAAAAUAGCGUUAAAGAAUCAACAUUAUUAGACCAUUAACAAAAUACAUUUUGUUUCACGAUAUUUGGCCAAUCACUAAUUUAUUCAAAGAAAUAGUUAUGUGUUGUCUGUACGUUUUUACAAUAAUAUAGAAAUAAUGAUAUUGCCAACUAACUUUUAUGUUUAUCCUGCAUUACCUAAAAUUUAAAAUUAACAGUUCCUAAAACCAGUCAAUAUAAGAAAUUCAGCAGGCUAAGUGUUAUUUUUUGUAUGACUUUAUCGACAAUUUAAUAUAAAUUUUGUAUACAAUAUCACACACUUGGUUUGUUAACCAUCUAUCGACAAUGUCAUACACUUGGUUUGUUAACCAUCUAUCGACAAUGUCAUACACUUGUUGCAUUACCCAAUAAUCAUCGUUACAGACCAUACCCUGUAUUCAUUUUGUAUUUGUCAUAUUUUGUGGUUUUGAAAUGGUGAUAACACCUAUACAAAUAUAUUUCUGUUGACACAUACACAGGAGUUAUUUCAUUCUAUUUCUUUAAUAAAUUUAUUGUUGUAUGUGCAGAUCUAGCAUUGAUCAAGAUUUUGCACUAAAAGUCCAGAAUCCAUACCCCAAUCUUUUUAAAUAGCACACCUUUGUGCUUCAUGUAAAACUUCCAUUUGGGGGAGGGGUGACGUUAGUAUCUAUAUUACAAAUUCUUGUUGCACGAGCUAUCCAGCAAUCAUAAACUUGUGAUCCAUUUGUAUUAACGGAGAUACGAUCAACUCCGAGGAGUCCAUUAGAUAUUUAGGCGCAUUUCUAAACCAAACACUAAAUUUCAAGGAACAUGUCAAACGAAAGUGCCGUACUGCAAUGUUAAACUAUCUUAGAAUAAAACGUAUCCGAAAAUACCUCACCAAAGAAGCAGCUGAAAUACUAGUUAUAGCACUCGUAAUGUCACACUGUCAUUCUUUAUGGUGUAUCCGAUUUUGAAUUGAAAAAAAUGCAACGUGUUCAAAACAUGUGCGCUAAGUCAGUUCUACAACGAAAGAAAUUUGACAGUUCAAGGCAAGCAUUGUUCGACCUUCACUGGUUGCCCAUCAAAUCUAGAAUCGAAUUUAAAAUUUUGACUUUUGUAUACAAUUGUUCAAUCGGUCAUGCUCCAAAAUACCUUUCUGAACUCUUAACCAAACAAGUACCAAAUACCCGACUACGUUCAGCUAAAACCUCUGAGAACUGCUACGUUAUUCCAUUCAAUAAAAGAAAAACAUUUAGUGACAGAAGUUUCGGAACUAUUGGUUCAAAAUUGUGGAAUCCGCUGUCUUUAGAGUUGAAACAAG